Papaver somniferum (opium poppy) is the source of this 810-nucleotide messenger RNA. RefSeq names its product geraniol 8-hydroxylase-like. Gene Ontology annotation, molecular function: monooxygenase activity; heme binding; oxidoreductase activity, acting on paired donors, with incorporation or reduction of molecular oxygen. The transcript has a single exon. Bases 1 to 810 code for a protein of 269 amino acids. The record is from RefSeq and is a predicted model, not a curated record. Lineage: Eukaryota; Viridiplantae; Streptophyta; Magnoliopsida; Ranunculales; Papaveraceae.
AUGUGGUCAUGGAUUACCAAAUCUUCAGGUACAAAUCUCCCACCUGGUCCGGUUCCUUUACCGAUCAUCAGAAAUCUAUUCAGCCUCGGAAAAAAACAUCCUGAAUCAUUGGCUCGGCUCACUGAAGUUUAUGGACCAUUAAUGUCAAUCAAACUUAGUUCUUCAACAACAGUUGUUAUUUCCUCAUCAACAAUGGCAAAAGAAAUUCUUCAGAAGCGUGACCAUUCGUUUUCUAGUCGUACCGUUUCUGACGCAAUUGCGGCAUAUGAUGACCAUAAAUCUUCAAUGAUUUGUCUAUCUGUGUGUCUUCAAUGGAGAAAUCUUAGAAAAUUAACAAAUUCACACAUUUUCAAUGCUCAGAAACUUGAUGCAAGUGAGGACCUAAGACAACAAAAGUUAACUGACCUUGUUUCUCACGUUCACCAAAAUGCAAGCAUUGGUUGUGCGGUUGAUAUUGGUCAAGCAACUUUUCUUACUAUUCUUAACUUGAUAUCAAAUAUAGUUUUUUCAAUUGAUUUAGCUGAUUUUGAUUCAAAUUUUAUUUCUACGUUUAAAACUGUUGUUAAAGGAGUUAUUUUGGAAGUUGUGAAAUCAAAUCUUUUUGAUUAUUUUCCGAUUCUUAGAUUUUUGGAUGCGCAAUGUAUUAGACGUCGUAUGAGGGAUAAUGUUCGAAUAUUGGAAGACAUAUUUAAUAAGAUAAUAGAUCAGAAAUUGUUAUUGUUGCAGUAUAGAGUGGGGAAAAGUAGUAAUUCCGGUGACUUGCUUGAUAGAAUUCUUGAUCUAUCUUCUGAAAAUGAUAUUGAGCUUUAG